Oryza sativa Japonica Group (Japanese rice) is the source of this 1875-nucleotide messenger RNA. RefSeq lists its product as uncharacterized. Lineage: Eukaryota; Viridiplantae; Streptophyta; Magnoliopsida; Poales; Poaceae. Gene Ontology annotation, molecular function: protein binding. The record is from RefSeq and is a predicted model, not a curated record.
GAUUUGCGGUUAGCGAUAAGCCGAUAACGAACUCCGGCAAGCUAGGGCACAUCGUCGACGUCGAUCUCCUCUCCUCCGUCCCCACCAAUGGCGCUGCCGGUGCCGGACGACGCCUUCGCCGAGAUCCUCGGCCGCCUGCCGCCCAAGAGCCUCGCCGUCGCGAGGUGCGUCUGCAAGCCAUGGCGCGAGCUCGUCGACAGCCGCGGGCUGCUGCUCCGGCGCCUCCUGCCGCGCUCGGUGGACGGCGUCCUCUUCAACUACGUCGGCCACCGCCGCCCGCACCUCCUCUCCCUCCGCCGCCCCUCCUCCUCGUCGUCGUCUUCGGUGCCGGCGUCGUGCGGCGGCGGCAGGGUCGACGGCGACCUCACCGCCUCCGUGCCCGCCGGCGACCGCGCAUGGUGGGCCGUCGUGGACCACCGCGACGGCCUCCUCCUCUGCGACGUCUACUGGGGCAGCCGCCUCUUCGUCUGCAACCCGGCGACGCGGCGGUGGGCGACGCUGCCGCAGCCGCCGCCGGAGCGCGAGCCCGCCGCCGCGUGCGCCGGCGGCAAGUACCUCGCGUUCGAUCCGGCCGUGUCGCCGCACUACGAGGUGCUCUUGAUCCCCGCCUUGCCGGAGAAGGCGGCGGAGGAUGCCGUCGACGGCGAUGAGGCCGCCGCCGCCUAUCUGUCGAUGGAGUGGCCGCCGUCGCCGUACAAGGUGGAGGUGUUCUCGUCGGAGACGGGGCGGUGGGAGGAGAGGGUGUUCGUCCGGGAAGAAGAAGGCGAGGCGGCGGCGGCGACGACGGUGGAGGACAUGAAAUCAUGGGAGUAUGUUUUCGCGCGGCCACGUCAAGGGUACAGCGUGUUCUGGAAAGGAGCACUGUACGUGCAUUCUGGAGGUCAUUUUGUUACAAGGUUUUCAAUGUCAAGUGACAAGUACCAAAUAAUUAAAACUCCAAUAAUCAUUCGGAACAACAUGUUUGUCAGACCACAUUUAGGCAAAUCUAAGAUGGGUGUGUCAUUUGGAUUUAUUGAUGAUUAUCAACUCUCAGUCUGGAUCCUCAAAGAAUCAGCUGGACAAAUUAAGUGGGUCUUAAGUUACCAACAUGACCUUUGGGCAGCGAUCAAUCAAAUAGAUUCGUUUGAUUUUGGUGGUCACCAGAUUAAUGGGCCUUGGGUCUUAGAAGAGACCAUCCCAAAAUACAGAACAAUUGAAAACAAGGAGACUCUCUCAGACAAAGAGUGGGAUUCCGACAAUGAUGAUUUUCUUGAUACUGAAGUUGAUGAUUUUCUAAUUGAUACUGAAGUUGAUGAUGAGGGACAUAACGAUUUUGCAUACUUUCGUAUCCUUGGAUUUCAUCCUUACAAGGAAGUCAUUUUCUUAGAAGAAACAUUACGAACAUUUGCCUAUCAUUUGAAUAGCUCAAAGAUUCAAUACUUGGGCUACUCAUGCCCUAAAUAUUGCUACGGAAGAUACACAAUACAUGAGUCGUUCGUGUACACUCCCGGCAUGAUUGGAGAGCUUAAUGGACACUAUGCUGCAGGGCAGAGCUCACCUCAAUGAAUAGCACCGUAUGUGUACAACUCAGGCAAUUGAGGAAGAUAUCAUGAGAGAGAGAUAAUUAAUCAGGUCUGAACACACUGGGUUGUUCUUUGGUUUCAUGGAAUUCCCUAUCGUCGAACCUUAGUAGUCUGUCCUUUGUUUCUGCUAUUUUUCUACAUAGUUCUAUCUCUACCGCCCAGUGUGCCUUUAUUUUAAUUUCAGUCAAUCUGAUCAUACAUUUUCAGCUAAAAUCUAUGAUGUUCCUGCUUCUUUAAAUUGUAUGCCAAUUUGUUCCUAUAUGCAGAGUUUGUACCUAAGUUCUUUCACCUUUUUCAGUUGUUAGUCUCAUGA